Molecule: messenger RNA, 1047 nt
Organism: Trichoderma gamsii
Lineage: Eukaryota; Fungi; Ascomycota; Sordariomycetes; Hypocreales; Hypocreaceae
Exons: 2
Coding region: 1-1047 (348 amino acids)
Source: RefSeq, a predicted model, not a curated record
AUGGAGGGCAGACCCGACCAAGUGGCAGAUCAAAGGUCUGAUCACCCCGUCGGUUUCUGGGCUAGAGAAGGUCACUGGCCGCGCGAAUACUUUGAGGCCGACAUGGAGCACGCACUGGCACGGAAACGAUCCUUGUUCACACUUCGACGCAAGCGAUCAGAUUCUGCCUCUUCUGCGACGCCAAGCGACCAACGGCCGCGGGAGGAAAAGAGUGCACAACACCGAGAUUCGCGCUAUGAGACGUUGCUUGUGACCAAGGGAGUGUUCAUGGCCAAAUCGAAACUAGGAAUUACUAGCGAAAGCAGGGCGCUUUGCAACAGCCUCCUUGAAAAGAACCAACCGGUCCCCGAGAACUCACUCUUUCGUGAAGAGAGCUUCGAGUCGGCAUGUCAAAAGAUUCGCAAUAGAAAUGAGGAGCGGGUUAUCCAAGAUAUCUCUCGGCUAAUCGUCCCUUCAGCCGAAAGCCUGGCUACACUCGGCGCUAUACACCUCGAAGACCUCGUAGAAAGUCCAGACUAUUCCGUUGGGUUCCGGCGAGAGGCCUUUCCCGACGAUCAGCUCGCCAAGCUAUCGCCGUUUAUCGGCGACUUCAUCGCUGGCGAUCUGUCCCUUCUCAUGGCCACGUAUUACAUGUACUUCCCAUUCCUUGCUUGCGAAGUCAAGUGCAGUGCCACCGCGCUGGAUGUUGCGGAUAGCCAGAAUGCUCAUACCAUGGCGCUGGCCGCACGGGGCAUCGUCGAGCUCUUCCGACUUGUGAAGCGCGAGGACGAGAUUAACCGCCAGAUAAUUUCCUUUUCCAUCUCACACGACCAUUGCUCGGUUAGGACAUACGGCUACUAUCUAGUUAUUGACGGAAAAGAUACCAAAUACCACCGUCAUCCGAUUUACACAUUUGAUUUUACAACACUAGACGGGAAAGAGAAGUGGACUGCGUACCGGUUCACCAGGAAUAUCUAUGACAUCUGGAUGCCAGAACAUUUCAAGAAGUUUUGUUCAGCCAUUGGCCAGCUGCCGACGAAGAUAGACUUGAAUGUCCCGGCAAUCUGA